UUUUUUUUUUCCUUUUCUUUACUCUUCCAUCAUCUGGCUCCUCAUUCUUGUUUUCUUUGUCAAUCAUUUGCUCAAACACCUCAUCCUAAUCUCACAUAAUGUCUUGCGACUUGACUGAUCCCGCCAUUCUCGAGGCUUACAACGACAUCGUCUCAGGCACACCCACCAACUGGCUCAUCCUUGGUUACCAUGAUACGCGCGACAAAAUCUCGCUCUACUCCAAAGGCACUGGUGGUCUCGAAGAAUUGACCGCUAAUCUCACGGAGGAGGUGCUCUAUGGAUUUGUCAGGAUUGAAGAUCGCUUUGCCCUUUUGGCAUAUGUCUCGGAACAAGUCAGUGGCCUUCGUCGUGCGCGUGCAUUGGUCCACGGAAAGGCUGUUGGCGCCUUGUUUAAGGCCAGCAAUGCCCAGAUUAACACUUCGAGCCUUGCUGAGCUUACCGAGGAUAGAGUUCGCGCCCGUCUUGGUCUGAUUGAGGGACCCCCUACACCCGAGGCUGCCUCUCCUGUUCUCCCCCCCUCGUCACCAGCACCCGCUGCAUCCCCAGUCCCAGCACCUCGUCCAGUGACCCCUGUUUCUCCCGCUCCCGCCCAACCUGCUCCAUCUGGUAUUGAUACAGUCGUUCAACAAACUGAUUCAGCGAUCGCUAGCCCUGUCAGGACCGGUUCUCCACGCUCAGGAUUGUCCACCCCUAGAACGGAGCGUCAAUUGGAAAUUGAGGCUGCUGAGCGCAAGGCUCGAGAGGAAAUGGAACGCCAGCGUCGUGCUGAGGCCGCCAAGCGCCAGAGAGAGACUGAGGAGCGUGAGGCUCGUGAGCAGGAACUGUUUGCUCAAAAACAGGCGCUGGAGUUGGAGCGUAAGCACAAGGAAGAGAACGACCGUGUGGCACGUGAGGCGAUGAAGAAACAGCUGAUUGAGAUGGAACGUCUUCGUGGCUUGGGACUUUCUGGUUACAUUACUAUUCAGAGUGCUGGCUCACCCUUCUGGAAGCGCCGUUUCUAUGUGAUGCGUGGACAGGUUUUGGCUUUCUUCAGAGAUGAGAAUGACCGUGCUCCUGUCUCACAAAUGAACCUCGGUGGUCAGGUUGCAUAUAUUGAAGAUGCCUCGCUAGAGGUACUGAUCCCAAAUAGCUUCCGUGUUGAUCUCAAGAAUGGCGAUACCCACUACUUCUUCAGUGACACGACCAAAGAUAAAGAGAUGGCUAUUGCUGGAUUCAUGAAGUGCAAUGAGUCUGCAUAGAUCUGAAGUUACACACAUCUUUUUUCUAAAUUCAUGUUACCCGUCUAUAC
Molecule: messenger RNA, 1288 nt
Organism: Lobosporangium transversale
Lineage: Eukaryota; Fungi; Mortierellomycota; Mortierellomycetes; Mortierellales; Mortierellaceae
Exons: 4
Coding region: 99-1238 (379 amino acids)
Biological process (GO): regulation of actin filament polymerization
Cellular component (GO): actin filament; cortical actin cytoskeleton; plasma membrane
Molecular function (GO): actin filament binding
Source: RefSeq, a predicted model, not a curated record